Meyerozyma guilliermondii ATCC 6260 is the source of this 2895-nucleotide messenger RNA. RefSeq lists its product as uncharacterized. The record is from RefSeq and is a predicted model, not a curated record. Gene Ontology annotation, molecular function: metal ion binding; ATP binding. The transcript has a single exon. Bases 1 to 2895 code for a protein of 964 amino acids. NCBI's taxonomy places the organism in Eukaryota, Fungi, Ascomycota, Pichiomycetes, Serinales, Debaryomycetaceae.
AUGCUCAAGUCCACUGCUGGAGGAGGUGGUAUGGGCUUGAAAGUUUGCUACAGGGAGGACGAAUUGAGCGACGCAUUUAAGGAAGUCGUCUCAAGAGGUGAAACUUUGUUCAAUAACUCUGGAGCCUUCCUUGAGAAGUACGUAGAAUGCGGUCGGCACAUCGAGGUUCAAGUCUUCGGCAACGGUCAGGGCUAUGUGCGUGCCUUUGGCGAACGUGAAUGCUCUAUCCAAAGAAGACAUCAAAAGGUCAUCGAAGAAGCGCCUAGCCCUUUUGUGGAAAAUGGCCGCACGCUGUUGAGGAAACAACUAGUAACGUGUGCCGCUCAUCUCGCCGCUUCUGUCAAGUAUAAAUCGGCAGGUACGGUGGAAUUUCUUGUCGACGAUGAGACUGGCAGCUUCUAUUUCUUGGAGAUGAACACUCGACUUCAGGUGGAACAUGGCAUAACAGAAUUGGUCUACGGUGUUGACUUGGUAAAGUUGAUGUUACUCCAAGCUGAUUAUGAAGCUAGAGGUGAGCCAGGCAUGCCCAAAAGUCUCCUUGAGAAGGAGGGAUCAUGUGAAAUUGACAGUGAUGGUGUUGCUAUACCUCGAGGACAUGCAAUCGAGUGCAGAGUGUAUGCUGAAAAUCCCGUCAAGAACUUUCAGCCUGCGCCGGGUGUCUUGCAUUUUGUUGAAUUUCCAGAUGAGAUCGGGAAGGAGUCUAAGUUGCGUGUUGAUCAUUGGAUAUCAACGGGAAGCAAGGUCUCGCCGUAUUUUGAUCCUCUAUUAGCAAAGGUUAUGGUAUGGGCACCUCUGAGAGAUAAAUCCCGGUUAUCGAUGGUUCGGGCCUUGUCGAAGAGCCACAUACACGGCCCUACUCAUAACAUCGACUACUUGACUGAAAUUUUGAACUCCAGCAACUUUUUGACGGGUACAACACUAACUACAUUCUUAACAUCUGACUUUCAAUAUCAACCUAAUUUGAUCGAGUUUGUGAAGCCUGGUUCUUACACAACUAUUCAAGAUUAUCCAGGAAGGGAAGACGUUGGCCAUGGAGUUCCAUUGUCUGGCCCCACCGAUCCAAUUUUUUUCCAGUUGGCUAAUAUUGUCGUAGGCAACGAUCGGCGCACCGAGGGACUUGAAAUCACUUUGAAAGGACCGACCAUCAGGGCCCAUGCGGCAUUGACAAUCUGUCUUGCUGGAGGAAAGUUCAAGUUCACCAUAAAUGGAGCGUCAGUGCCUAUGUUUACUGCAAUCUCUGUCCCAGCAGGCUCCGUCAUCUCGGUCGGCAAAGCUCAAGGAAGUUGUGCACGGGCUUACCUAGCCAUUAAGGGCGGUCUCCCAGAGGUUGCUCAAUACUUGGGGUCCAAGUCAUGUACCCCGACAUUAAAUUUGGGCGGACAUCAAGGUAGGCCCAUCAUGGACGGAGACUGUUUAUCUGUCGUUCGUCAAGUUGGCUUCAGUGACUCGGUGGAACUUGGCUUCGAACUUCCUCAAAAAUGUAAGCCUGACCUUGACACCGUCGAAGAUGACUUUAUUUGGACGAUUAGAACCACUGGAGGGCCCCACGACACAACCGAUAUCUGCAGCAAAGAAGGUCUAGAAAUGUUCUACAAUACAGUGUAUACUGUUAACUUGAAUUCUAACAGAGGCUGCAUUCGUUUAGAUGGACCAGCGAACGUUUUCUCGAGGAAGAAUGGUGGCGAUGGAGGAACUCACCCUAGUAACAUUUUAGAGUACCCAUACCCAAGCUGUGGCAUCAGUAUUGUCGGAAAUGUGGUGUCUUUGUUUGGUGUCGAUGGAUCAACACUUUCUGGCUUCGUUUGCAUAGCAGUACCCAUUAUGGCUGAUUGGUGGAAGGCUGGUCAAGCGAAGGUCAAAGGCAAAAUUAGAUUCAAACAAGUUUCUCAUAGUGAAUCAGUGGCUCUCAAGCAGCAGCAGGAGGCUUUUUUGGACGAGUUGGAAUACGCCAAAAAUAGCUCCGGUGAUUUACCUGUGUUUCGUGAGAGCCUUCCUACGGCAGAUGACACAACUACGAAGGACACUUUAUUGUUUCAUCGAACAUCUGGCGACAAAGGUGUGCCAUUUUUCAUCAGGCAGGCCGGUGAAAAAAUGCUCAUUUUAGAUUUUGGGGUUGAGCAUUUCACAUUGGUUAACAAUGGCCGUCAAAGAGUGCUCGAAAUGAAGCUCAAAGAGCAGCCUAAAGACUCUCUUUUGGCCAAAGGUUUGAUUAGAAUUGAGUGCUGCAGCGGUGCCAUGGCGGUCAUUUACGAGCCGACAAUCAUCUCACAAAGUUGUCUUGUUGAGAUCUUGAGCCACAUGGAAGGUGAUAUCCCACCAACAGACAGUUUGAAAAUUGAAAGCACCCUUUACCGUCUUCCAAUUUGUUUCGAUCAUUCGGCAAUUGCACAUUGCAUGGAACGGUACAUGCGUUCCCAAAGAUCUCAAGCGCCAUAUUUGCCAGACAAUACUGCGUACUUGAUGAAGGCUAACUGCAUCGACCUGCUAGAACAAUUUAAAGCCAAUGUUGUUGGCCAAACGCAAGUUGUGACAGCUGUCUCUUUCUUGUGUGCCAACACUUUGUCCGUGAAUUUGGAUCCUAGAACGAGGUUCAAAACCGGUAAAUUCAAUCCUGCUCGUACUUUCACUCCCAAAGGUGCUUUGGGAUCAGGGUCAGUUGGUUACUCAAUUUAUUCAAUUGACUCCCCCGGUGGAUAUCUUAUCUGGGGAAUGGGACUCCCAGACUUAUGUUGGAACACUUUUGGUAGACUCAAAGUCAGCCAUGGCAGACCAUGGUUUUUCAACAAUUUUGACCAGGUUGUAUAUUACGAGGUCGACGAGGAAGAAUUGACAAAGCUCAACCGUGACUUAUUGUUAGGGGAUUUGGACAUUCCAACAGAAAAAGUCUGUACUUGA